GAACGGCUAUCGGAGUUAGACCAGUCAUCCUUGUCGCGCCAAACCACCUCGAACACCCCUCUCAUCUUCUCUGCAACUUCUUCAACCUUUUCUUUGCUUGAUCGCAACUUCUUCUACCCACGACGUUCCGUUCGAGUCAAGACGCUGCUUCAACCAUGGCAGCUUCGUCAUCGCUGUUCAACGGCGAGCGAGCCGUGGUUGGUCUCUUCAUCGCCCCACUCGUCAUCGCCGCUCGGCUUUCUCUCCUCACCGAAGCCGUCUCGUUAGCUCUCCUCUCCCUUUUCGCCCUCCUCGUCGAGAUCGCCGCCGAAUCCUCCGAGUCCCUCGCACAAUUCAAGGCCAGGCGGGGGGCUUCAUCAGGAAUUCUACUCGGGGCGGUUACGCUUCCCGGUCUUAUGAUCGCGAGGCUGAUACAACUGUCUAGAGCUCUUUUAUUACAUCAAAUUGGAAUUCAAGAGCUUGAAUACCUGCGGCUACAAUAUUGGGUCACUUUUACCUGCUGCUUCAGCGUGCUGGGUUUCCUUGGCUUCCUUCUCUGGGAUCCACCCAACAAAAAACAUCCCCUUGCCAUGGGUAGUGGUCUGGGUGUGAAGUUUGUCUUAAGGUUCCUAGUGUCAUAUGCAGUGGUCUAUUGCGGUUUAUCUAUUACAAAAUUUCAUAUAGGCUGGUUUGUGGCAUUGUGGGUGCUAUGUCAAGGUUUUGCUGCUGUAAAAUUAAUGCAGCAUGUGCUUCAUACAUUCCCAUUUUGUGCUUCUAUUGGGGAAGCACUUUUGGUGACCACUGGUCUUGUUAUCUACUUUGGGGACUGGUUUGCACUUACCUUAACAAAGAUUCAAGGAUACUUGGUAUCAUCAGAGUUGAUAUAUGUACAGUAUGGAAUCAACAGAAGUGAGAUAAGCAUCAUUGUCCAGGGCAUGGUUCUUGGCCUUCUACUUUUUCCAAUAUUCUUCAAGUCUAUUCUCCAAAUAUGGGAACACUUUACAAGUUCAGCAUACUCCACAGCAAGGAAAUACCAUGAAAUUGGAAAAUCUGCCAUUUUCUAUGCUUCCCUGAGUAUCUUGAUUGUAACUGUUCCAAUGUGGAUUCAGCUUCUUCAGCAUUUUGAUGUCCAUCCUUUGUUAUGGGUAAUAAAGUUUGUUUUCUCUGAACCUCUUAAGAGGCUUUCAUUGUGUAUCUACUGGGUGGCUGUUAUUUAUGUUUCUGUCCGGCGGUUUUACAACAUUUCAAAGAACAGUACCAUUGAAAGGAUUCUUCUUCGAAAGUACUACCAUUUGAUGGCUGUUUUAAUGUUCUCACCUGCUCUUAUCUUCCAGCCGAAGUUUCUUGAUCUGGCAUUUGGUGCAGCUUUGGCAGCAUUCUUGGUUUUGGAAAUUACUCGAGUCUGGAGAAUUUGGCCUUUGGGAGAGCUUGUGCACCGGUUCAUGAAUGCUUUCACAGAUCAUCGUGAUUCAGACCUUCUUAUUGUCAGGUAUGGAAUCUUUCCCUUUCCUUUUAGAAAUGAAUCAAUUCCUGGCACUCAGAUGCUUCUACCAUGCAGCCAUUUCUCACUAUUAUUGGGCUGUGCGCUUCCAAUCUGGAUGUCUUCUGGUUUCAAUGAUCGACCUCUUGCCCCUUUUGCUGGAAUUUUGAGCCUUGGAAUUGGAGAUACAAUGGCAUCAAUGGUCGGCCACAAGUAUGGUGUCCUGAGAUGGAGUAAAACGGGCAAGAAAACUGUUGAAGGUACUGCAGCUGGCAUAACAUCAGUCCUUGCAGCAUGCUCAGUUCUCCUUCCACUUCUAGCAACAACAGGAUAUAUUUUUACACAGCACUGGUUCUCUCUUCUUGUUGCUGUGACCGUAAGCGGUUUGCUGGAGGCGUACACAGCACAGCUUGAUAAUGCCUUCAUACCACUCGUCUUCUACAGCCUUCUCUGUCUGUGACUGCAGCUUCUUCAUUGACCACAAAGAGAAGGGGAAUGAAUAUCCAUCCAUGUUUCUUGAUUUUUGUCUUCUUUGAGUUUUCAAAAUUUUUUCCCAUUUUUUCACACUUGUAAUAGAAGUAACUUAAAUUAACCGGUCAUUAUGAUAGGUCAACAUGGAGAGUUGAAAUAGUGUUUGCUAGUUAUUUUCCUGUAUAUUGGCUUGAAUCAUCAUUCUUUUAGUUUAGGGUAGAAUUUUAGAGAGAGAGAGAGAGAGAGAGAGAGAGAGAGAGAGAGAGAGAGAGAGCUGUAAAAUUCUUCAGACAAUGUCAAUGAACAGAAUAUUGAAAGAAGCCUCCUUAUCCUUC
Messenger RNA from Diospyros lotus (date-plum), 2265 nucleotides. RefSeq names its product dolichol kinase EVAN. NCBI's taxonomy places the organism in Eukaryota, Viridiplantae, Streptophyta, Magnoliopsida, Ericales, Ebenaceae. The record is from RefSeq and is a predicted model, not a curated record. Gene Ontology annotation, molecular function: dolichol kinase activity. The transcript has 13 exons. Gene Ontology annotation, biological process: dolichyl monophosphate biosynthetic process. Bases 156 to 1919 code for a protein of 587 amino acids. Gene Ontology annotation, cellular component: endoplasmic reticulum membrane.